Molecule: messenger RNA, 2544 nt
Organism: Puntigrus tetrazona (Sumatra barb)
Lineage: Eukaryota; Metazoa; Chordata; Actinopteri; Cypriniformes; Cyprinidae
Gene: pcmtd2a
Product: protein-L-isoaspartate (D-aspartate) O-methyltransferase domain containing 2a
Exons: 7
Coding region: 305-1477 (390 amino acids)
Biological process (GO): protein modification process
Cellular component (GO): cytoplasm
Molecular function (GO): protein-L-isoaspartate (D-aspartate) O-methyltransferase activity
Source: RefSeq, a predicted model, not a curated record
CAUGGCCCAUAUUUUGUGUUUGUGUGCGUGACGUCACGGAGUCAGCUGGCCAAUGUUUACAUCCAGCGCUGCUCGCCGUGAACGUUUAUGGGAAGAAACCGAGCGCUAGAAACAACAGGAGACUGUUAACCGAAUGGACAGCACCAACAGACCGUAAUCAGGGUGUUUUAGGAUUUCAGACGAUUCAGCUCGGUCGACUGUGAAGUCGUCGGGGUGUUUCCGUGACGAGUUUCUACCCAAAACACCUCCAUCCCGACAUUCUCCGUCUUUGUCUUCGUUCGCGUCUACUUUUUGCAGAGCUAAAAUGGGAGGUGCAGUCAGCGCUGGGGAGGACAAUGACGAGUUAAUUGACAACCUGAAGGAGGCUCAGUACAUUCGCUCAGAUCUGGUUGAACAUGCGUUCAGGGCCAUUGAUCGUGCUGACUACUAUCUGGAAGAAUUCCGCGACAGUGCCUACAAGGAUCUGGCCUGGAGACACGGUAACAUCCACCUCUCUGCACCCUGUAUCUACUCUGAGGUGAUGGAGGCUCUGGACCUGCAGCCUGGCUUGUCCUUUCUUAACCUGGGCAGUGGCACAGGCUACCUCAGCACCAUGGUGGGACUUAUACUAGAAAAGAAAAAUAAUUACACAGCUUCAGAGCAACAUCAGGGACCAUUUGGUGUGAAUCAUGGUGUGGAAUUACACGAAGAUGUUAUAGAAUAUGCUUAUCAGAAGCUGGACUUCUUCAUCAAGACAAAUGAUAGUUUUGACAGAUUUGAGUUCUGUGAGCCUUCCUUUGUGGUUGGCAACUGUCUGGAGAUUGCCCCUGAAAGCAGACAGUAUGACAGGGUUUACUGCGGCGCAGGGGUCCAGAGAGAACAUGAAGACUACAUGAAGAAGCUGUUGAAGGUUGGCGGCAUCUUAGUACUGCCCCUGGAAGAAAAGCUCACCAAAAUUACUCGGACGGGAUAUAACACAUGGGAGACGAGAAAGAUAAUAGCGGUUUCUUUCGCACCACUUGUGCUCCCUAAACACAGAGAAAAUGGGAAACCAAGAGCAGUGUCUAUACCUGUCAUGUUUGAGGUGCGGAGUCUUCAGGAUCUGUCCCGCAUCUCCAUCCGCCACAUUCUAAAGAAAUCCGGGUCUGGAUCCUUGCCACUACCACGGAGAACUGGAUUGAAGCGAAGAAAUCACCUUAAACAGAGACGAGAGCACCGUGACACCCCUCUUCUGACCAAUAGUUAUUUGUUCAUGAGUCGCUUGAUUCCCGGACCCAUGGACAACAACAACAACCAGUCAUCCACAGACAAUGAGGAUGAAGAAGAAGACUGCAGAAGGGUUUGUGAACAACUAGAAGAAAAAGAAGAGAAUGAGAGAAGGAAUGAGGGCAGUGUUUUGGUGAUAGAGACUCCAGUAAACCUCUUAAGAGAGAGGAUCCUUAGCCUGCCUUUGCCAGAGCCUCUCAAGAUGUAUCUUCUUUACUACAGAGAGAAGUAGACUUCUCCCUCCAGUGAAUAGUCUGUUGUAAACGUCUCACAUCUACCUAGCACUGUCACAUUAAGAAUCCACUUUUUGCAUUAACCCGAUAACCUUUCUCAUAGAAUUUCACCACUCUUUGUUCAGCCAAGUCAGGUGGCACAGAUACUUCAUUUUAUUUAUCUAUAGAGGAAAAUUCUCAUUUGGUUUAUUGCUGGAUCUGGAUUCACGGUCUAGAAUGCUAACUCAAUCAUGGAAUCAAGAAACAUUGAAAACAAAUUUAUUAAUCUACGUUUCAUGUUAUUUGUGCAGUGACAUUGUCAGAUGGACAUUAGUGGCUAACAAUUUACUAAAUCAUAAAUGCAGUGUAUUCGCACUUGUUUUGUGAGUUAUGUAACAUCUAGUUUCAGUUCAUAGAUUUACUAUGAAAAGUGGUUCUACUGGUGUAUGGAUUUGUAAAAAACGUCUAAUUGUGUGCUGACUUACACUUAUUGUGGGAAAAUACAAUGGCACGUUUAAAAGUGUUGAUUGUCCAACACAAUCAGUGUUGUACAAUUUCAGGGAUUUCAAGAUGAAAGACUGAUUAUCUGAGAUGUUUUGCCAAUUUGAAAUAAUAUUGGGUUUGUACCGUUUUCAGGGCCUUUUCAUUUGCUUUUUGCUAUAUAGAAGUAUAAAAGGUAUAGUCUAUAGUUGUGUAACAAGUUAUACGAUGGUGCUCUGAAUUGUGGUAAUGCUCUGAUGUGUACUUAGUCCAGUGAUGUAGAAUGCACUAAUUGGAAAAAAGCAACCCGUUUUGAAUUAUGCAUUUAUACCAUCUAUAUCAUGACUAAAAUCCUUCACCUUUAAAAUGGUCAGAUAUUAUUUUCAUUAUGCAAAUGAAAGUGUGCAUGUGGCAUACAGUUAACAAUGAGGUGCCAAAUGUAGCAAAGACUAGUGGGUCAAAACUGACUUGUAAAUCAAUUUUUGUUGUAAAUUCAGUUUUUGGAGAACACAAACCAAAGUAUUAUGUAUGUAUUUUAAACAAACUCAGACCGUUGUCUCUGCAAACAUUUAAUGUAAAAUUAAAUAAAGUCUAAACACUGAUAACA